Eucalyptus grandis is the source of this 1641-nucleotide messenger RNA. RefSeq names its product probable prolyl 4-hydroxylase 7. The record is from RefSeq and is a predicted model, not a curated record. Gene Ontology annotation, cellular component: endoplasmic reticulum. Gene Ontology annotation, molecular function: iron ion binding; L-ascorbic acid binding; procollagen-proline 4-dioxygenase activity. Bases 325 to 1278 code for a protein of 317 amino acids. NCBI's taxonomy places the organism in Eukaryota, Viridiplantae, Streptophyta, Magnoliopsida, Myrtales, Myrtaceae. The transcript is spliced from 8 exons. Gene Ontology annotation, biological process: peptidyl-proline hydroxylation to 4-hydroxy-L-proline.
AUGAAACCGGCAAAUUCAAUGAGGAGAGAGAGAGAGAGAGAGAGAGAGAGCGAAACUUCCCCUGUUUCUUACCACGUUCUUGUUUUGGUUCUUUGCGUGGUCUGGAAUCAAAGUCUUCCCCCCCUUCCACCACAAUAAUGAGAAAGUAUAGAAGGGAGAGAAGAUAAAUCAAGAAAUCCCCACUUGACCCUGCAUUUCCAGUCUUCGUUCCGGUUUCAGUUUUUUCCACCUUUCUUUUUUUGACCCACGAGGGAAAGGAAAAACCAAGAGCUCCCAAGCUUUCAGAUUUCUGGCCGCGGUGGAAUUUGCGAGAGUUUUUCCGUCAUGGGAUCGAAGUACCUCCUCGCUUUCGCCUUCCUCGUCCUCGCCUUCUUUCCCGAUUCGUCUCGUUCUGCUAUCCCGCGAUGGCUUGGCGAGCAGAAAAUGCGAGGGUCGGUGAUCCGUAUGAAGACGGGUGGAUCUUCAGCCGCUAUCGAUCCCACUCGGGUCACCCAGCUCUCGUGGAGACCUAGGGCUUUUCUCUAUAAGGGGUUUCUGUCUAAUGAAGAGUGUGAUCAUCUUAUGGACAUGGCAAGGGACAAGCUUGAGAAGUCAAUGGUGGCUGACAAUGAGUCUGGUAAGAGUAUAGAGAGUGAAGUCCGAACAAGCUCGGGAAUGUUUCUUGGGAAAGCUCAGGAUGAGGUUGUUGCUGAAAUUGAAGCUAGGAUAGCUGCAUGGACCUUCCUUCCUGCGGAAAAUGGAGAGUCGAUUCAAAUAUUACACUAUGAGCAUGGUCAAAAGUAUGAACCUCAUUAUGAUUAUUUCCAUGACAAGGCUAAUCAAGAGUUGGGUGGCCAUCGGGUGGCUACCGUGCUGAUGUAUCUGUCUAAUGUAGAGAAAGGAGGAGAAACGGUUUUCCCUAAUGCAGAGGGAAAGUUGACUCAACCAAAGAGUGAUGACCUUUCUGAUUGUGCAAAAAAUGGUUAUUCAGUGAAACCCAUGAAGGGCGAUGCCUUGCUGUUCUUCAGCCUUCAUCUGAACGCAACCACGGACACUAGCAGCUUGCACGGGAGCUGUCCUGUCAUCGAAGGCGAGAAAUGGUCUGCAACCAAGUGGAUCCACGUGAGGUCAUUCGACAAGCUGACAAGGAGCUCAGUCGACGGAGAAUGCAAGGACGACAAUGUGAACUGCCCUAUGUGGGCCAGGGCUGGCGAGUGCCAGAAGAACCCUGUCUACAUGGUCGGGUCCGAGGAUUCUUACGGGUCUUGCAGGAAGAGCUGCAAAGUGUGCUCGUCGUAGAGGAAGGAGGUGCUUCUAUGUUUAGCUUUCACAUUCUUCUUUUGCACUGUCGAGAGUUAUAGACCCAAACUGAUGUAUAUAAACAUCAAGAGCUGUGUUCUAGGGAGGCGCCAUAGUCGCAGAAAUCUACCUUCCAAGCUUUUUGUAGCGUCUGUGUACCCAAUGGAAUCAUAUAUGUGGGUUCCUUUCAAUCCCACAUAAGGAAGACAGUGGUUCAUGUUAAGAAAGUAAUACUACAUGAAUAAGUUGAAAUUGCCAGCAGUGCGGCUAUUUAGGCGUUCAAUCGCGAGCAAUGCGAUGGAGGUUAUGUUAUUUUCAGUUUAUAGCCUUAAUUAAGGAACAUGUUUUCUAGAUUAUUUGAAA